Molecule: messenger RNA, 2117 nt
Organism: Seriola aureovittata
Lineage: Eukaryota; Metazoa; Chordata; Actinopteri; Carangiformes; Carangidae
Product: GRB10-interacting GYF protein 2-like
Exons: 4
Coding region: 285-2117 (610 amino acids)
Source: RefSeq, a predicted model, not a curated record
UGUGUGUGUGUGUGUGUGUGUGUGUGUGUGUGUGUGUGUGUGCAGACUGUAUAUAAAGGACCUACAGAGUAAACUGAAACAGAACCAUCCCUCCUGAACAGAGGCUUUACAAAACAGGAAGAGAAUGGCAAAGGAAGAACUGGACAAGACACUGUAUGGAGGGGAGAUAACGUCUGUUGAAUGAGUUCAAAGUGCGUGUCUCAGUGCAUCAGCUGAACUCUGGAGUGAAAGAAACAAAAGUUGCACUUUACAUCUCUGCUUAGCAUCUGAAGAACUCAAUAAAAAUGGGGAACGCACCAUCAGAAAGUAACAUGGGCGAGCAGCUGAGAUGCUGUAAAUGUUAUAAUGUCCUGCCUCCAUGCAGAUCUUUCUCAGAUUUCUACAGAAGUACUAUUCAUGGGCGAGAUGUAUAUGUUUUCAAUGGAGGAGAAUACUACAGAACAGUUGGCCAUGAUAACUCAUACGAGUGUGAAUAUUGUUUUAAUAAGCCAAUCAGAGAUCAAGAACAACUGAGGAGAGAAGAGGAGAGACGGAGAGAGGAGGAGAGGAGGAGAGAAGAGGAGAGGAGGAGAGAGGAAGAGAGGAGGAGAGAGGAGGAGAGGAGAAGGGAAGAGGAGAGGAGAGAGGAGGAGAGGAGGAGAGAAGAGGAGAGGAGGAGAGAAGAGGAGAGGAGGAGAGAAGAGGAGAGGAGUAGAGAGGAAGAGAGGAGAAGGGAAGAGGAGAGGAGAGAGGAGGAGAGGAGGAGAGAGGAGGAGAGGAGAAGGGAAGAGGAGAGGAGGAGAGAGGAAGAGAGGAGGAGGGAAGAGGAGAGGAGAAGGGAAGAGGAGCGAAAGAUGGAAGAAGAACAGCAAAGGGCCAAAGAGGCUGAAGAGAAGAAGAGACAAGAAGAACUGAAUCAAAGACUUGAAGAAUCACAACAUCAAGCUCAAGAGCAGCAGGAGGAUCAACUGAGCAGAGACAUUUCAGAGGAACAUGAGUCCAAGCGAAGAGUUCUAAUAAGCCAUCUGGAUGAGUUUGAGGCAAACUAUGACUCAGACAGUGAUGAGCUUCUAGAAACGCUCUCAUCAAGAUUUAACAUCCCCGUUCCAAGCCUCAGUCUCACUCAGCUGACUGCUGAUCAGCUGGGCAACAUCCUGUCAGCCCUGGACAAACUCCUGUUUGAAGAUUGGAUCAGUGCUCCUCCAUCCCUCAGCACUCUGCAGCACACACAGGUGUUCAUCACAGAGCUGUGUGCCCUGUCUCUGGAGAUGUCUCAGGGACUUUCCCUGCACAGCGUCUACGAUCAUGUGGAGUCCAUCAGCCAAUCAGCAUGCAGUGUUUCUGAGAGCUUCCUGCUGACUCAAGCUCUGUACCUGACCCUGAUGCACUUCUUCACUGGCCACGGCAGCUGUGAUUCUGAUGCAGCUCUAAUAGCCAAUCAAUGGGCUGAGAGAGACCUUUCCACUGAGGAUCUCGUCCUUACAGAAUUCCUCGGUACCCUCACAUCAUCGCUACACAAUGUGGUUGGAAGAGCCUCUGUGUUCAUUUUAAAGAUGGAAAUCCAGAGCUUGAAGCUGCUUCUUUUCACACUCACACAUCUCAAUGACAAAGAAAGCCACUCAGAAUCCACUGAAAUGCUCCUCAGACUUGUGCAAACAAACCAAUGGACACCAGCAGAGGCAGUGAAACUGCUCAAAGAGCUAUCAGAGAAAUAUGCAGAUGAUGCUCCCAUAACUGAAGUGCUCAUGUUGGUACAAGCGUAUGACAUAUCACCAGAGUGGACAGAUGACGCCGGACACUCCCUCAUCCAGGCCCUGGACUUCAUUGGCCCAGAGAGAUUCCCACUUCAUUUCAGAGACUCUCUCAGAAAGCAAGAUGAGAGCAGUCUAGAUUCAGCUCUGGCAGAAUUAAAAACAUCAAGGAAUUUAGACGAUUCUGUUGUUGACAUGAUGAAAAUCAUUACCACUGGCGUCCUACAAUAUUCAGAAAAUGCCCCAAAAGAUGAACCAUUCGUGAAAGAUUCCUUUAAAUCUGAGAACCUGAAUGCAGAUGAUAUCCAACGCUAUCUGUCUCAGCUCUGCAAAGUAGUUUCUGACACAAAAGGCCGGUGGCCCACAGUGCAGCAGAUGCAGUGGUAG